UCUCUCUCUCCCCCUCUCACACAGAAACACAUCGGCAGUGCAGGAGCUGCCGCAAUAUCCCGUCCUCCAGGGUUUUAAACUACCGUGUUUGCUUUACUCUCCAACAGUUUCAUCCAGCUGAAGCGACAGUUCAUCGUGGGAAGAGCGCCGACGAGCAGGAGCAAGACAACGACAGCACAGCCAAACUAAAAAAAAAAAAAGAAAGACAGAUACUGGGCUGCGGGUCAACGAGUUUAACCCUUCAUUUUCCGUAGCAUUGUUGCUCUAUGGAAAGGUAGUCGAAGCGGGUAGACGUCUGCAUGAAAUGUGAACGGACCGGGUUCCGUUAUCUUCAAUGUGGUUGAGUCUAGCGGUUAGCUCGGUACAGCCGCGUUGAUGCAGCAGCGCACGGCUGUGGUGUUCAAAUCCACCACCGGAUCUGGGAAGACAAUAGGUCAAAUAUACGGCGACCUGGACUGCCGGGGCUGCACUAAAGGAGAGUCUACAUCCCCUUGGGCUUCACUAGUGUCUGUGUGAGGAAUUGGGUUAGAGAGGCAAGCGACAACCGGCGGGUAGCUGCAUCAGGAUGGCAGCUGUAGUCAACUACUCUCCACCUUGGUGGGUGAAUCUGCUUCAUCGGUUGCCUCAUUUCAAUAUCGAAUUCCAGGUGGUGAGCAGUGACUUCAGACCGGAGGACUCUGACUACCAGAAGUCUAUUUUGCUGCUUGGUGCUGUGGCGUUGGUGUGUUUGGGCCUGGACCUCCUGUUUCUCCUCUUCUACUCGUUCUGGCUGUGCUGCCGGCGACGCAAGAGUGACGAAUCCUCACACUCUCACUCUCACUCGCAGCAGCCCAGCUCUGACUGCUGCUGCACCGCCUGGUGCGUCAUCAUCGCCACACUCGUCUGCAGCGCUGGCAUCGCUGUAGGAUUCUACGGAAAUGGGGAGUCUAGUGAUGGAGCCAGUCGUUUGGCAUACUCCCUCCGGCACGCCAACCGUACCGUAUCUGGGGUGGAGAAACUGGUGUCAGACAACGUCCUAGCCUUAAACCAGACAGUGGAGGAGAGCUUAGUCCAGUUAGAGACAGCCUUCCAGGAGCAGACAGACUAUGUGUCCAUCAUCCAAAAGCUGCAGGGCCAGCUGGAUGAACUGGUGCGGCUAAUGGUGGAUGUUCCAUUCUGGUCCAACACUGACAUUUCUCUAGAGGACCUGGCCCAUAAGAUAGAGGCCUUUGACUUUUACAGGUGGUUGGGGUACCUGGGCCUGCUGCUGUUUGAUGUGCUCAUUUGUCUUCUGGUGCUCUUUGGUCUGAUACGCAACUCUCGAGGCACUCUGAUAGGAGUGUGUCUGCUGGGGGUUCUGACUCUGAUUAUCAGCUGGGGGUCUCUCGGCCUGGAACUGGCUGUCGCUGCUUCAGCCAGUGACUUCUGCGUUUCCCCGGAUACCUACAUCACCAGGGUAACCAAGGAGAACACUGUCAUCAACCAAGAUAUUCUGCAGUAUUACCUGAGGUGCAGCUCUGGCCAAAUUAACCCCUUCCAGCAGAGGCUGUCAGGGAGUCAUAAAGCUUUGGUGGAGAUGCAGGAUGAUGUGGCAGAGCUACUGAGAUCAGCAACACGUGAUUAUGCCAACACCAAGGGGAGUCUUGAGCAGAUCCAGUCAGUGCUUAAUUCCACCGAGGUUGGUCUACACCAGCUAACCGCUCUGGUCGACUGCCGCAGCCUACACAUGGACUACGUUCAGGCAUUGACAGGCCUGUGUUAUGACGGAGUUGAGGGUCUCAUAUACCUGGUUCUGUUCUCCUUUGUCACUGCUCUGAUGUUCUCCUCUAUUGUGUGCAGUGUGCCACAUACCUGGCCUGGCAAGAGGACGGAUGAGGAAGACGGAGAGGACGAGUCGGGUGCCUCAAGGGGCGGUGUGCACGAUAACCUGUACCGCGUUCACAUGCCCAGUCUCUACAGCUGUGGCUCCAGCUACGGUAGCGAAGCUAGCCUGCCCGCUACAGCCCACACUGUCAGCAAUGCCCCCGUCACUGAAUACAUGAGCCAGAAUGCAAACUUUCAGAACCCUCGGUGUGAGAACACCCCCCUGAUUGGCAGGGAGUCCCCUCCACCCUCUUACACCUCCAGUAUGAGAGCAAAAUACUUAGCCACUAACCGACCAGACCAGAACCGACGCUCCGUUCCCAAUGACCAACUGGACCCGGCUAGCCGUCCUCACCCUGCUGCCCGACCACAGUCCUCAGUCCACUAGAGACCAGAGCUGUGUCAUUCCACCCCAGUACUGCCUAAAUCCAGUUCUCACAGCCACCAACAAGACCCAACAUGGCGCUCACCAGAGCUCAACCAGAGCUGAGUGCUUCAAGCACCAACAGAACCCCAGCUUGUCAAGACCCACUGAAUUUGACAAACACCGCUUCACCAGAAACAACAUAGUAAGCCACAUCCCAUUAACCAAGCACCUCAGUGAAGGACUGCACUUUGGAGGUCAACUUCUACUCCUCAUCCACAAUUAUCCAGAAAAUCUAACCAUCAAAGCCCAUCAUACUGUACAUGAUGGCUGUUUCUACUUCUCUUCUUUAUGGACACACAGCCCACACUUCCUUCUGCUAGUCUUCAAAUAUCUCCUUCUCUACUGGUAUCUGCCCUAACACUUUUACAUUCAGACCACACACUUGCACUCAGACAAGUGCACACACACAAACACACAUGCACACACACUGUACAGAGCUGUAAAUAGUAACAGUAAGUGUGCUUUAUUCUGAUUUCAUCUAAAGUAGACUGUUGAAUCUUUACUGGUAAUAUGAUGUGCUGCGUGUGUAUCAUGGAAAUCUUUGCUGUAUCUCGCACACACACACACACACAAAGAGGCAGAUAGUCUUAACUGAACACUCAUCUGUAUAAAUAAGAAGCCAGUGAAUCACAAAGCCAUGUUUAGAUAGAAGGUCUACUACUGCAUCCACAUUCUCACUUUAGCAUUUAACAAUGUCACCUAAAUCAGACUUGAAUCGUGAUCUCAAAAAGCGUGUCCAUGCCCCUCUCUGUACUUGUUUACGUGCACAUACAGUGAAGCGCAUCAGUUAUUGCAUUUUUGAACAUUUGCCAGGAGUCCUGUUGUGGAGUAACUGCUUUGAAUUCUGGGAACUGGAGCAAAAGACAAAGGACAUAAGAAGGCUCGACCUGUGCCAAAAAACUUUAUAAUAAAAACGAGGGAUGCCUGAUUCUGCUUCUCCUGCUUCCGCCCAACAUCUCAGAAGAGUCAUGGAAUGUUUCCCUUGGAUUGUAAAUAAUAAAGGAACAGGAAAGACACUUGACAAGGGAAGUGAUGGACCGAUAACUGCGACUAUGUGUUUGACAGGUGCUAUGUAAGGCAGUCGAGGUCCCUGAGGACGAUCAGGCCUGAGGCGGGAUGGGAAUGGUUUUUGUUACUUUAAUGUUUUGUUUUCAUUCAGGAAUAGUAAAGUGAACAACUUUCCAUCAUUCGUGAAUGGACAUUAUGUCCCAAAACUUGAAACAUCAUGUCCCUGACAAAUACUGUUACAUAAAAGUGUUUCAAACUCAUGGAAAGUGGAUGUUUUUUAUGUUUUAUCAUAAGCUGACUAUCGGGAUGUGAUACUGUGACCAGUUCUGUUUUUUUCUUCUAUACUGUUUUGUUAUUCUUGUGCUUUUAUUUUGUUAAUAUUUUGUUAACCGGUGACCUUGGAUCAAUCUUUAGCCACCAGUAGGAGGAAGUAUACUUUUUUUUUUUUUUUUACCCACAAGCACAAAUUCUCUAGUUCAAGGUGACUUUGCGAGAUGGAGAAGUAAAAACACUGCCUGCGACACUGCCAGUGGUUUUUCCUCCUGCUCUAAAACUCUGUGUACAGUGUAGAAAAACUGUGGUCGUGACUCGUUGUGUGUGAGCUCGCUGCAGCGUGACUGGCUGUGGCUCUCGGUGUUACUGUGUGUAAGUACAGUGAUCAGUGUGUCUGUCUGGCUGCAAGCAACGGCCAGCCUAUCUAGCCUGAGACAUUUCUACACAGACGCCGUACAUGUAGACACACAUCAGCACUGGCACACGUUUACACACACGUGCUGUAUAGACACGCACACACAUUCAAUACACACUGCGGCAUCAUAAAAUCCGUCUUUCCCUUUUGUCCUGUUGCAUUCACAUCUAGAGCUGUAGUAACUGCAUGUCCUCCCACUGCUGUGGCAUCACACUGAUAACCAUUUGCAUUAUGGGUGAUGUAGUAUGUAGGAACUGCAUUUCAGAGAAGCCUGGAAUCUUGUAGUUAGCUGAGUGAGCAGAGCCCUAACACGCAGACACCUUUCAUCCACCAUAACUGUACAGCAUUUUAAUGUUUUAUUAUUAUUAAUCAAUGACCACUUCUCGUAUUAGCGAGACAAUCUUAUAUGUGUGAUUUUACUUGGAUGAAAAUGUCCACGUUAUGGUAACAAUGCUACCUAUGCUCUAGUACUUUGCAGUGUUUUUGCACCAUUGAUGCAAACAGUGUUAAGAUCUGUGGGACUAGUCACUGAUUAAU
Monopterus albus (swamp eel) is the source of this 4502-nucleotide messenger RNA. RefSeq names its product tweety family member 3b (gene ttyh3b). The transcript has 15 exons. NCBI's taxonomy places the organism in Eukaryota, Metazoa, Chordata, Actinopteri, Synbranchiformes, Synbranchidae. The record is from RefSeq and is a predicted model, not a curated record. Gene Ontology annotation, cellular component: plasma membrane. Gene Ontology annotation, molecular function: volume-sensitive chloride channel activity; intracellularly calcium-gated chloride channel activity. The coding region runs from base 566 to 2230 and encodes 554 amino acids.